This is a messenger RNA of Pelagomonas calceolata, 2465 nucleotides long. NCBI's taxonomy places the organism in Eukaryota, Pelagophyceae, Pelagomonadales, Pelagomonadaceae. The record is from the annotation of a GenBank genome assembly.
GCUGCCUCUGCGGCGGUGAGCCAUCGUAGAUUCCUGGGGCUCGUGCCUGGGGGCUGCCCGGCGCGGCGCGGACGCACCGCCUCCAUACGUACGAGCGACAGCAGCGACGCGCGCGCCAUUCGCGCCGAGCGAAGAGCGCUCCACAAGCACAGCGCUCACCCUAGACGCGAGACGCGGCCGCGGCGGCGCGGACCGGCCGCGCGCGACGCCGUCGGCGCGCCAUCUUCAGUAAAUCAUGGGCAAGGGCCGCAGCAACAUCGAAGGGUUAGACCCGGAAAGCCCGAGAACGCUCGAGGCAUGUUUACAUCGCGGCAUCACGAUCGAGGAGCUCCGGCCGCGGGACGAGAAGACGUUCCGGCGGGGCAUGGAGUCCGCGGAGUUCACGCAUCGGCGGUUUGAUUUUUUUGAAAAAAGACGGCAGGACAAGAUCGCGCUCGUGAAAAGCCGUCGAAAUGAUUUGGUGCGGAAGUCUGAGCGUUAUGAAGGGCCCGGCGGUCUCAGUACGGGCGAGAAGCGCGCCCUCGAGGAGGCGGCGAAGCAGAAGGCGGCUACUAUUGAAAUAGAACGUAAAAGAGUGGAAUCGAUCAAGCGCAAGCAGCAGCAGGAGAUCGCGCGCAUCAUCGAGAAGGAAAAAGUUCUGACGAACAUGCAGGAGCACCUGGCGCACAUCCAGGAGCUCGAGGCCGAGCGCGCCGCGAAGCACCAGGAGAAGCGCGACAAGGCGAAGCAAAAAGUGAUUUCCCGCGUCUUCAAGUUGUACUUCAAUUCGGGGUCUCUCGGGGUGUGCGUGAGGUGAUAGUCGCGCCAGAUGCUCGUGUGUAGCUCUCGGAGGUCGUGGCCGAGUUUGGGCCUCUCAGAGGGCCGCGGUGCCGAGAGAGCGACGCGACCGCUCUCACUCGGCGAGAAGUGAGGAUAGCGCCGCGUCGACGGCGUGAGGGGCUCAGCGACGCGCUCAGACGCCGUCGACGCGACGACUCACGCGAUGACCUCCCGCAGGUCGAGGCGAAGAAACAGGAGAUGCAGGCGCGGCGAGCGCAAGCAGUGGCGGAAGAAUUCGAGACCAUGCGCGCCAUCGCGAAGAAGGAGCGCGAGGUCGCCAAGAAGUUGGAAGCCGUGCGCAUCGAGACCGAGGCGCGCAUCGCCCAGGAAGCGGCGAUCCGCGACGCCGAGCGGAAGAAAAAAGUUGAAGAAAAGUUGAAGAAGAGUCAGGCGAUCCUCAAGGAAAUAGAACGGAAGGGCGAGGAGAGUCGCUUGCGGGCCGUCGAGAAGGAGCAGCGCAUCCAGGCGAUCCUCGAGGUGCGGUCCCGCGUGGUCUCUUUGUCGAGUUCGGGGCCGUUCGGACCGCGUCGCGACGGUAUCUGUACAACGCAGGUCAAGAAGGCCAAGAAGAAGGAGGAGAUCCGUAUAGCAAGGGAGAAGGCCGAGAAAAGAAUAGCGGCGGCCCUCGAGGCGAACAACGCGAAGCAGCGCCGGAAGCGCGAGGUCUUCGACGCGAAGCAGGUCGAGGUGCGCUCGCGGCGUCCCGUUGUACUCGUGGCCAUCUCACGAUGCCGUGGGUGGUCGCUUCUUCGAGUUUGAGGCCAUUCGGACCGCGUCGGGACCGCGACCGCCGUCGAGUCGCGAUGCGGUCCGAACCGGUUCAUUGAAGGACCAGAGACCACCCACGUCCGUCAUUCCUGGAGACGAGUCGUAUUGAUGAAGUGAAACCACCACAACACGUCAAAACGCGGAGAUCACGUGUCUGUCGCGCGCAGGUCGAGAUAAGAAAGAAAGAAGCGAUCGAGGAGGAGAAGGUCAAGAUCGUGAAGGACAUCGAGCGGGGCAUCAAGGCGCAGGAGGAGGUGCAAGAGCGCAUCAAGUACGCCGCGUCGAUCCGCGCGGAGCGAAGGCAGAAAAUAAUUGACCACAGAAAAGAAAAGGAAAAGUAUUACGGCGUCGUGCGAUCUCCGCGUUUUGAAGUGUUGCGGUGCCUUCCCUGCCUUGGCUGGACUCGUGGCCAUCUCACUUCCAUGAGAGUGGUUUCUUUGUCGAAUUUGAGUGAAUUCGAGCGCAGGUCCGGAAGGAGCGGCUCGAGAGGGUCGCGAAGCAGAAGCUCGAGCACGAGCUCGACGAGAUCGCUCGCCUCGAGAACUGCGCGCGGAUCCAGCGGAUGCACGAGUUCCACCGCUUACAAUUGCUGCAAAAAACCCAGAAAGACGAUGUGAGAUUCCAGCAGAUCAAGGCUACUCGCAAACAAUUGGUGGAGACGCGCAAAAGAAAUGCGUGGGAGUCGUUCAUGCGCAAGCACCACAUUAGGGAGGCCAUGGAGCAGAUGAAGAUCACGGGGAAGUUCGUGAGUCUGGACGACAUCAUCGAUCCGAACGGGUCGAACCGCGGGUCGAUGUCGGACGAGGAGGACUAGGACUACCUGGGGGUCUUAAGGGUAUGAGUAUAGCUUCCGCGGCGGCGGCGUUUGCGGCGAUGGC